AUGGCGCUUGAACGAAUCGAUUCUGGCACUAGCUAUGACAGCAGGUCCUGGCCGUCAGUCAAUGUGGCGCCAGAGCCUUAUCAAGGGCCUCCUAGGAACACCGAGUCUAUCAAGAAUCUCAAGUGGGAAGACCACCUCCAACCAAAAAGACACGAAAUCUCGGGUACAAAUCCGGAAUCGAAGAUCCUAUUUCUCGAUGUGAAUAUCCUUGAUUCUUCUGGUAGGGAGCCGUUCCGCGGAGACGUUUUGAUUGAAGGGGAACGAUUUACAGCGGUGGGUCAAGUACCAGACGUAGAACAACUCAAGGCGCAAGCUGGUGUCAGGGUCUUCCACGGAAAAGGACGAACGCUAAUGUCAGGUUUGGGAGACGCUCACACCCAUUUUACCUGGAACGGCGGUGAUCUCGAGCAAUUGGGAACUUUGGGGGUGGAAGAACAUACACUCUUGACCAUGCGGAGUGCACAAUGUUUUCUCGAUUCUGGUUACACGAUAUGCUUUGGCGCUGCGUCGGCGAAAGAGCGACUCGACGUUGUCAUCAGAGAUGCCAUAAAUGCUGGAGACAUAUCUGGUCCUAGAUAUCUUGCCAAUGGGAAAGAAAUGGCGCGACGUGGAGGCGAGCUUGUCGGAGGAAUCACAGCUUUUGCAGACGGACCAGAGGAAAUGCGGGAGGUGAUCAAACACCAUGUCCAGCUUGGUGUUGACAAUAUCAAAUUGAGCAUGAGUGGCGAAGAAGCAAGUGAAACCACACGAUCGGCCCAGGACUGCUACUUCACCGACGAAGAGACCCAGGCAUGCGUGGAUGAAGCCCACAAACAUGGCAAGCGUCUAUGUUCUCACGCCCGUGCCCGUGACUCUGUCAUCAUGUCGGUCAGACAUGGAAUCGAAGCAAUCUACCACGCCUCUUACAUCGACGAUAGAGGCAUGCACAUGCUCGAGCAAGCAAAGGCAAAACACAUUGUUGCUCCAGCAAUCAACUGGCUGGUAUGUACAUUGAAUGAUGCGGAAACAUUUGGCUAUCCAAGGGAAGCGGCAGAGGAAGCGGGAUACAAACGUGAACUCGAUAUUGCCAUUGCCGGGUUGCGGGAGAUGCAUCGCCGUGGUAUCGUCGUUUUGCCUGGUGGCGACUACGGCUUUGCAUGGACGCCGCAUGGAACGUAUGCACGGGAUCUCGAGCACUUUGUGAAGCUCCUUGGCUUCAAUAAGCACGAAGCCAUCAUUGCAGCGACUGCUGGGGUUGCAGCUCUAUUUAUGCAAUCGAACGAACUAGGCAAAGUUCAACCAGGCUACUACGCCGACUGUAUCCUAGUUGAUGGCGAUCCACUCGAGGAUAUAACCGUUCUACAAAACCACGAUAAGCUGAACGUGAUAUGCAUCAAUGGUAGAGUACACAAAGCCGGUACAAGGGAAUACAUGCAGCCUUCUGUUUCGGGUCAGGACAACAAUUCGCAUGUCGUCGUGCCCGAUCAAGAGUUCCUAACUGUCAGGAACAAGACUCAGGUUGAUUCUAAACUGCACUAA
This is a messenger RNA of Bipolaris maydis ATCC 48331, 1518 nucleotides long. RefSeq lists its product as uncharacterized. The record is from RefSeq and is a predicted model, not a curated record. Gene Ontology annotation, molecular function: hydrolase activity, acting on carbon-nitrogen (but not peptide) bonds. Lineage: Eukaryota; Fungi; Ascomycota; Dothideomycetes; Pleosporales; Pleosporaceae.